Molecule: messenger RNA, 1110 nt
Organism: Soboliphyme baturini
Lineage: Eukaryota; Metazoa; Nematoda; Enoplea; Dioctophymatida; Soboliphymatidae
Source: the annotation of a GenBank genome assembly
AUGACGAAAGGAUUAAAUGAGGAAUCGGGGAAUCCGCCCUUUUUGAGGGAGAAUGCUGGAGACCGUGAGAAAUGGCGGAUCGGAAUCUUGCAAGAGCUGGGGACAUGGCUGUCAAGGUUUGAUAUACCGCUGAUUCAACUGAAAGUGAUGACGGUCAUAAUGUUGCUCAUAAAACGUUCAAAGGCAGCUGUGCAUGCACUUCUGGGCACAGAAGUGAUUUUGGCUCUACGAGAAGUGAUCCGCAAAUCUGUAGUGGAUGAUUUAAAAAACAGGGCUGUCUGUUUGAUUGGCUAUAUUGCGUCAGAAGGCCCGAUCUGCAGACAGACAUUAAUCCAGAACAACUUUCCGGAAGUCAUUUCCACCGAAGCGCUUAAAUCUAUGGAAGAUCGUUCCAGUCCCCAUGAACGUAAACUGCACUAUAUUCGAAACAUUUCAAUGGCGCUCUCCUCACUAACUCGACCAACUGGUCGCGACGAACCUCGCUACUUGCAAUUCAGAUGUACCUUUCCGUACUUUUCACGAGCCUUCCAAGAAUAUUUUGAUGAUGAAUCGAUAAUAGCGGAUAACUGCUGGUCACUAGCUAACUUGAUGACAGACCAUGAAAAUUUUUUAAUUAUCGAAGAGAUAAUUCGAUUUGGAUUUUGUCCUCAAUUGGUUCGCACGUUGAAGUCGGCCAAAGGGGACGACGAAAGGCUGGAUGGUGCACUAAGGGCCACUGGCAAUAUUGCGACGGGCACGGACCAGCAAACGCAAGUUCUGCUUGACAACGAUUUUCUCGGCACAGCCGCGUUAUUACUAGAAAACCCUGAGUUAACUGUAGUUCGGGAGACGUGCUGGGUGCUGUCGAAUAUCACCGCGGGAACAAGAGAUCAAAUCCAGCAAUUUCUUGAAUAUCCUGGUCUUUUGACUAAAGUUGCAAGCAUACUCAACAAGGACGAUAAGAGGUGGUUGCCGGUAAGGAUCGAAGCAGCUUGGUGUCAAUCAAACGCGAUCAUUAUGGGAACCAGUAAGCAGCAAGAAGCGUUGAUCAGCUCAGCCUGCAUCAGAGCAUUCUGCGAGUUGCUAAGAUCUUGCAAAAAUAUCAACAUACAUUUGGUAGGUCAAGAAUAA